AUGGAAGCCAAAAUAAUUGAAAUGGCAGCCCUAGGAAGGGCUUUGCAUCCUGGCAUGUUGUAUGACUGCCGCAGUGAUUCUGUCAUUCCAGGUAUUUCUCUAUGGGAUACUGAAACAAUAAAGAAGGGUGUAGUUUCCCGUCGACAGCCCAAGACAGAUCUGAAGUUCACUGCUUCUGAUUGUCUCAGUGAGAAAGCCAAACUCCUAGAUGUGAGCGCCUCCCUUACAGCUAGCAUCCUGGGAGGUUUAGUGGAUGUUGGAGGGUCAGCUAGGUUCUUACGUGAUAACAAAUCCUCCGCACGUCAGAGCCGGGUUUCUCUGCAGUACAGCCAGACAACAAGAUAUGAACAAUUUACUAUGGACCGCAAUAUCACCUACCCAAAGGUGUUCGAAGAUGGAACUGCCACGCAUGUCAUUACUGCUGUACUGUAUGGAGCUCAGGCUUUCAUGGUGUUUGAUCUAACAGCCAAUGAAGAUGAAAACAAAGAAGAAAUCGAGGGAACCUUAAAUGUAAUGGUCAAAAAUAUACCUUUUAUUGAUAUUGAGGGAGCUGGAGGUCUAAAAAUGAGUGACGGUGAAAAAAAAUUGUCUGACAAGAUCAGUUGUACAUUUUAUGGUGACUAUGAACUUGAGCAGAACCCCACCACAUACAUGGAGGCCCUGCAGCUAUACAAGGAGCUUCCAUCACUGCUGAGGAAGAGGGAGAAUGAUGCAGUACCAAUGAAGGUUUGGCUUUAUCCCCUUGCACAUUUGAGUAAAAAAGCAGCUACACUGGAGAGGGAAAUUCAUAAGACACUGAUCACUAAAACAGAAACUCUAUUGGAAGACCUGAGAAAUGCAGAGACUCAAUGCAAUGACCUGAUUACAAACACAACAGUAAAUGAUUUCCAGGAUGUGAGACGAAGGGUGAAGACAUUGCAGGCAUUGCUAGAAGUCUACAAGGUGAUUUUUCUAAAAGUGUUGCGUAGGCUCAUUCCUGCUAUACGGGGUGGAAAGGAGAAGGAGCAGGCACUAGCAGACAUUAUAACCAUCCAUCAGAAGUCUCCCUUUAGAGUUGAGAAGCUGAAUCAGUGGUUUGAGAACAAUCAGAGUGAAUUACAUCUGCUGAAUCUCUAUACCCAGCAACUGGCUGGUGUCCCUGUUGUAAAAUACUCAGCCCUGUUGAGCAACAUUCUCAUAGAUCCCAGUGUUGAUACUGUGGUGUGCUUCUCCUUCACCUCUCUGAAGUAUGAAGACCCAUAUUUGUCCAUUCUAACAAAAUUUUUGAAAGUAGAUGAGUUUGAAAACCUGGUAACAGUUCCAGAGUCAGCUGAACAAUUGUGGUUCCACAGUCCUGAAUUAAGUGAGAAGAUGAAAGAUAACCUUUUCCUCUUCAGAAGUUUUUUCCAAGCUAAUAAAGAUGACAAACAAAUCAGGUUUGUCAUUGUCUCAGUCUCUGACCCCUCUAAUCCUGGAAUCUCCAUCCGUCUUUAUAAAAAAGGGAAAAUGGUGGACAGUGCAUUUAAAACUGUGUCCAAACCACCUGCACCCAAGGUGAACAUUCAGGACAGAAAUAUGAUCUUGAAGCUGCAGAAGUCCCCAACUGGAUCGACAGUGCGGUUCAGAGUGGAAUACAGGACAAUACAGGCCACUGAUUCAGAAGCUGAUGUGGAAAAAUGGGACGUUACAGAGACUCCAGAUGCUCAGGAGAACUUCACACUGACUGGAAUUAAGCCUGCAAAUCAAUAUUGGGUUCAGUACAGAGCUAUUAGUGAAGUUGGAGUGAGUGAAGCCAGCGACUCUGUCCUCUUCUCUCGCCAAGGAAAAUUAAAAAUUUCUUUGGGCCAGAAUUGGAACUGGAGCCAUUGGUCCAUUAUUAAUGAACUAAGGAGCCAAAUGUUGAGUAACUUGUGCACUUCACAGUGGAGUCCCUCAAACAUCCAGUCAGAGGUUAAAAAUUUAUUGAACAACCCUAAACUUCCCUUUGUGGUUGAAAUCCCUGGAGGGAUGAAACCAGGAAUGGCUUUGUGCAUCCAAGGGGUUGUUAGUGAAAGGGACGAAUGCUUUUUCUUUAAUCAUAGAACUGGGACCAGUGGUCGUGAUGACAUCGCUUUUCAUUUGAUGCUUGUGCCCAAUUUUUCUUUUGAAUGUAACAUGUACCAGGAUGCAAAAUGGGGGGAUGCAGAAAUUUACCCUGGGUGCUCUUUAUCCAAAGGUUCACACUUUGUUCUCUUCAUUGUCAUCAGUAAAGAAGCCUAUGAGGUUUAUUUGGAUGGACGGAGGUACUGCUUGUUCAAGCACCGUAUACCAGUGGAUAAAGUGAAGGUACUUCAAGCUAAAGGAAAUGUCAUUAUAAACAGCGUUGGUGUUGUUUCGAACUGGAGUGCAUCUACCUUUGGUAAAGAACAACGUUCUGGCAUCUCACACUGGGAGCUUUCUAACAUCCGGUCAGAUGUGAAUUAUCCACUCUGUAAACCUGACCAGCCCUAUUCGUACCCAAUCCCUGGAGGAUUAAAACCUGGACUGGCUUUGUUCUUCCAAGGGGUAGUUCCUUUAGGUUCUGAGUGCUUUGAAAUAAAUCAAAAGGCUGGGCCACAUAAACAUGAUGAAAAUAUCUUCCACUUCAAGACUUACCUAUCAUGUGUGGUCUGUGAUACCUUCUGUAAUGAUGAAUGGGAGAAACAACAACUGACAGAGGAUCCCAUAUUUGCUGAAGGAGAAGCCUUUGAUAUCUUCAUGCUUACUAAACAAGGAUCCUAUGAUGUAAUUGUAAAUGGACGCCAUUUAUGUACGUUCAAAGAACGUAUACCAAUGAGCAAAGUCGCCAUAAUUGAAAUCUCGGGAAAUGUGUUCAUGAACACAUUUGGCAUUAUUCAAGUGGAUAAUGCUAACCUGACCCUUGACAUUUCAGCCCUUAUGUGAGCACACUACCACCAGGAGCCUUGAGCUUGACCUUGUUUUUUUUUUCGUGUAUUGGUUUGUGCAGGUGACCCAGUGGUGGUGACGCUUAGUGGUCACAUAAGCAUUCAUAAAAUUAUGGGCUUAUUGCUGUUAUAUUAUUAUAUGAUUUUACUAUAAACACUAUGCUGAUGAUAAAGUAUGGUUGAUUUGUGUUAAUCUUUAUCAAUGUGUCUAGGAUGGUGGAAGAAUAGAUAUCUGCGGGUCAUUUUGUUGGAUAAUAAACUAAUUAUGGAAUAUAAUGAAAGCCAUAUUAAUCCAGUAAUUUUAUAUUUUAGAGAAACUAUAGGUCAAUGCAAAGUAUAGGUUAAAUAAUUAAGACAUUCCUAGAAAUUUUGCUUAAUAUAUGAAAAAAUGAACAGGCUUAAAAAUGUGUUAUCAAUCAUUACUAUCAAAUUUACCUGUUUACUUUAAAAAUUUUAAUUGGCUUACUCUUCUCCAUUUUGUAAAUACAUGUGAUAAAUAUAAGUUUACUUUUAUUACAAUGACACAAACCCAUUGACCAAAUGGAAAAGGCUUCACCCCAUUCAGCAUCAAGAUUUUGUUAACAGUAGUAAAUGACUGCAAAAUAGCAAGAAUAUCUUAGUUAACCCAUGUGUAAUCUACGAGCUUAUAUUACCUUUGACCAAAACAAAGUAAAAAAGAAUUAAUGCAGAUGUUUACACUUCAAAAAAAACCACUAAAUUUAUCAAAUAAAUUAUUUGAUAGUAACAUUUUUGGUAAAUUUGAAGGACCUAAAAUCCCAUAUUCCAGUCUAAUAAUUCGAAGAAAUAAUUAAAGAAACCUGUGUGAGUUUAAAACUUCCUAUUAGGUUGUGUUUGACAAUACACUAAAAAAACACAUAUUUAUAGCAGCAAUGAUAUUUAUUGCUGAAGGAAUCUUAGAGAAACUAGCAUUUAAUCCAAAUUCAUGACUCACUCUUAUCAGUUUGUUUCAGACUGAAAAUAUGUUUGUCUUUCUUUUUGUCUUUAAAUUAAUUUGCUUUAAUUUUUCUUUACUGUUAUAUACUUUAUUU
Messenger RNA from Pangasianodon hypophthalmus (striped catfish), 3952 nucleotides. Its product is annotated as cytolytic toxin-alpha-like. NCBI's taxonomy places the organism in Eukaryota, Metazoa, Chordata, Actinopteri, Siluriformes, Pangasiidae. The coding region runs from base 1 to 2901 and encodes 966 amino acids. Gene Ontology annotation, molecular function: carbohydrate binding; protein binding. The transcript has 11 exons. The record is from RefSeq and is a predicted model, not a curated record.